This is a messenger RNA of Colletotrichum spaethianum, 834 nucleotides long. Its product is annotated as INO80 complex subunit 4. Gene Ontology annotation, cellular component: Ino80 complex. The transcript has 2 exons. NCBI's taxonomy places the organism in Eukaryota, Fungi, Ascomycota, Sordariomycetes, Glomerellales, Glomerellaceae. The record is from RefSeq and is a predicted model, not a curated record. The coding region runs from base 1 to 834 and encodes 277 amino acids. Gene Ontology annotation, biological process: chromatin remodeling.
AUGUCUUCCACCCCAUCUGUCAGCCGACGCAAGUCGAAUGGAGGCAAGGGCGACCUCGUCAUCACCCUUAUCGUCAGUGCCGACAAGUUGAAGCAGAUCCUCGACCCCAGUCCUGUCAAGGAGGACUCGCCAGUCAAGAUGGAUAUCGAGGAAGCAAAUGGAACCAAGGAGACACAAGAAUCCCAGGACUCGCCCGCCACGUCGACGACGUUGCCUGCCCCCAUCGCUACGAACGGCGAGACUGCAUCCGACUCGAACCCCGGCACGCCUGCUGGUGACGGCACUCCUGCACCCACGUCAAUGGGACCCCCCACGGAGGGAGUCAAGAAGAAGGGUACCAAGCGUGGCGCUGGUGCCGUCAACGGACUUGGCCCCGAUGGACAGCCCAAGGUCCGAGGCAAGCCAGGACCUAAGAAGAAGGCGAGACUUGAGGAUGGCACAAUCGAUCCGAAUGCCCGUGCUGGUGCCGGUGGGCACAAGCUGGGACCCAAGGCAAACCAGGGUGCCAUUAACGCCGGCCUGCGAGCUCUCGACCGAUCUGGCAAGCCUUGUCGCAAGUGGGCGAAGGGCGGCUUCACACUCAAAAGUUUCACAGGCAUCGUCUGGGAGGUCCCCCGGUGGGUCGCGCCGCCCAAGACUGUGCCCGAUUCCAACACGGAAGACUCUGCUGCAGCUUCCGCCGAUAGUAGCACCAAGGAGAACAAGGAAAACGACCAGAUCAAGAGCGACGCCAACAGCGCCGCCAAUAGCGGCGCCGACGUGGAGAUGCGGAGCGCACCGGGUAGUGUCCCGGCGAGCUCGCCGGCCCCGAUGGCCAUUACCGCCGCUUCAUAG